Molecule: messenger RNA, 800 nt
Organism: Funneliformis caledonium
Lineage: Eukaryota; Fungi; Glomeromycota; Glomeromycetes; Glomerales; Glomeraceae
Source: the annotation of a GenBank genome assembly
AUUACCUUGUGGUUGAUGUUAGAGAUGAUGAUUACGAGCGUCCUUUUUCUAUUUACAACAUGUCUUCAACUUCACCGUAUAAUACAAACCCGGCGUCGAGUUUACAUCUUUUUAUUCACGUUCAGUCUUUUAAGGACAAUAUUAUUUAUUAUACGAAUCAUCUGGUCGAAAAACACUCAAAACAAAAUUGGGUUCUCAUUACCACAAACGUCUCACAGAUAACAACCGAUCAUUCAAGUUCGCAAUUACAUUCAACAAAGUUAACAUUCUAUGAGCGAUACUCCAUAAAUAUAGUAAAGUUUCUUCUCCCGGCAUUUUCAUUACUCGCUGUAAUUGGAUCAAUUAAAGAAUUCGAUUCAAAUACAUUGGUGUCUCUGAACCAUUCAUUGGCUAAAGGCGACAUCUUGAUAAAAAUUUCAACGAUAUGUUUUUUGACCAGCAUGGUUUUUUAUAUGAUUCUUAUCACAUAUUUCGCAUUGAAAUAUAGCAAUAAACCUAUACAAUCACAAUUAAAAGUUUUGGUUUUAUAUAUAGUUGGAGCUUUAUUAUUGAUUGGACUAAUUUACAGAACUUUUAUGAUUUUCGCUCCAUCUACCGAUAAAAUCAAUAAAAUCAAUAAAUACAGUUGGAUCUUUUAUGUGUUCGAGUCUCUUCCGGAGGUUUUGAUUUUGAUAAUCUUGGGUGGCGUUAUUUUGGGUGAAUGGUUUUUUGAGGACGACAAUAUAGACUUGACAAACAUUAAAACCGUGUCGAUUGGUUCAGUCAAGGAUAAUAGGGUGAAUGCAACCUCAAAUGUUUGA